Messenger RNA from Penicillium oxalicum, 207 nucleotides. RefSeq lists its product as uncharacterized. The coding region runs from base 1 to 207 and encodes 68 amino acids. The transcript has a single exon. The record is from RefSeq and is a predicted model, not a curated record. NCBI's taxonomy places the organism in Eukaryota, Fungi, Ascomycota, Eurotiomycetes, Eurotiales, Aspergillaceae.
AUGAACGUGUUUGGCAGAUCGGGGAUGGUACCGUCCGGGAAGUCCGCUCAGUUCCGUCAGGUAGUCUCAUCGACACACGAGGUCCAAUACAUCAACCACGCAAUUGCUGGCAUCGCACCAUGUCAGGCCUGGAUUGCACAAACUUUAACGUCAAGUCAGGCUGGUGAAUCCGACCGAGGCUCAUCGGAGAGGUCCAGGCGCUCUUGA